This is a messenger RNA of Tuber melanosporum (Perigord truffle), 2119 nucleotides long. RefSeq lists its product as uncharacterized. The transcript has 2 exons. Lineage: Eukaryota; Fungi; Ascomycota; Pezizomycetes; Pezizales; Tuberaceae. Bases 741 to 1505 code for a protein of 254 amino acids. The record is from RefSeq and is a predicted model, not a curated record.
GCGCGACCUCCUCCAUGAUCAACAUCGUCAAAGAUACCGGUACUUCACUGCCAAUUACAGAAGCAAUUAGUUAAACCUACCAACAAAGACACACACAGGCCCUUUCUCGCACAGCGCACGCUAGGAGAAACUGUUGAGCCUAUUUUUCCUGAGGUACAGAUGUCUCCCAUGAUUUUUCUCCUCGUUUCCUAGUUUCCAGGAUGAUUCAGGUGAACAAAACUUGCGGCACGUUUUCACGCCGUAUCUUUUUAAAUAACCCAACAAGGCGAAGUAUGGUUGGGCAGGUUCGCAUGUUUUGGGGUUCUACCAAUCUGACUUUGGCCCCAAACCUGCAUCUAUAUCGCCCUAUUUUUACUGCUUUCUUCCGAUGCACCCUUUUGAGGGGGGGGCGGGGGGUUGGUUAUGCGGCCCUAUUCGCAAGUCCACCGUCUCUUCUUCUCAUAUGCGCGUCUAGUAUUCUCCCUUCUCAGAUAUUAACCUGCCCCCCGGGGCCAUCCCUACAGCUGAGCCCCGAGCCAAUCGCAGGCAAUUAUCAGGAGAGUAGGAAAAAGAAAAAGAAAGAAAUAUCUGUCUCGAAAUCCUUCCUCAAGUUACCGAAGCUCGAAAGGAUAUAGAUCCAGUAGAACCCCCCUCCUGAGCGACGAAUAGUCUGCAGGAUUAGCUCUGUCCACAAACAAGACUUAGCCUCGAGGUCAAUAGCCAUUUGCUACCAUAACAAAAGUCUCCCCAGCCAAAAGACUAUGUGCUUUUGCGGACCGGAAGAGUACCCAUACGAAGAACGCAGCGUACCCCGAGUAGUCUCGAUGUCAGAAAAGUCAUCCUCAUCCUACGGCCGCUACGCCCAACCUUCCUCCCACUACACACUGAGUUCGGGACGGCCAUCCAAACGCCAAUCCGUGAGGAUAGCAGAGCAUGACCCACACCCUUACGACAGUGGCUACGAAAGCGUGGGCGCCUCGCUCCGCCGGGAAUCAUUCACUCCCCCGCCCGUGCUAAUCCAAACCAGGCCAAUGGGAUGCAUCGACACUCCUAAUCGCCCCAGCUCUGUAGCCCCUGGUGGGGGUCGCCGGCCAUUCGGCGCGCGCAGCGGUGAAAUGGGAUACAACCAGCCACGUAUCCUCUUCGACGGGGGUCUUGGGCCGAUAGUCCAUCAAGGGCACUCCGCCGCCGGGUUCCAGAUCCCGCACCACACAGGGCAUCCGGCGCACAUGCACUCUAGCGGGCCGAGGGCCUCGAUUCCCAGGCAGUUCAGCAUCAGCGCGAAUCCGCAGCGUGGCAGGUCCGGGAGGUACGUUGGCUACCGGGACGAGAGGAAUGGUUGGCGAGAGGAGCGGGGAUACAGUAGGGAUGACUAUCGCGACGAUAGGGGGUCCUCGAGCAGCGAGGAUAGCUGGGCCAGCGACAGACGGCUGUUCCCGGGCAGCCCGGAUAAGAGGUCGAGUUAUGCUGCGCCGAGUUCCACCGAGAGCUUUUACACCUCGCCGUCCUUGAGGAGGUUCUCGUAGCCCGGGGAGGGGCGGUUAUGGGUGCACAUUAGCCGUGCUGCAGUUCCGUUUUCAUACUGGGGGAGUUUGGGGCAUUUGCUUAGCUUUUUGUUUCUCCUUUCCACCAUCCAACUCACUAAAGCCAUUACCACGGCCAACCGCUUGACGGCUUUUCCUUUGUUUUCUGCACAAGAAAAAGAAGCUGUGUUUCUAUCUUUCUACUAUUUUUUUUCAUUUUUAUUUUCAUCCAUCUAUCCAUAUCCCAGCAUCAUCAGCGCUGCCAUUCCAUCUCGCGAAACAUUGUUUCUAUAGCUUAUGACCUGUAUCAUCUAUUUUUCCUUUUCCAAAACCUAAUUUACGAUUUUUAUUUUAUUUUUUUUCUUCCCACGUUUCUUUCUUUCUUUCUUUUUUAAUGGGGAAAAGAAAAAAAAAAUCAUCGAAAAACAAGGGAGGGGGGUGGGGGGGCGGAGAGGACGAUCCGAAGAUGCAUGGGAGUUGGUCCUUAUUGGAAGGCAUAACUCAACCCACGGUUGUUUGUUGAGUCGGUUAGUUUGAAGGGGAACGGGGACAUGUAGUUGGUAUACCGGUACUACCAUUUAGUUGUAUAAAAUAAUUUUGAAGCCAUCUCAACAGAA